UCUCGCCCAGAGGGCUUGUGUACACCGCAUCUCCUCGCUUCUCUCAGGCGCCGACACGGGGAACAGAAAACCACCACCACCAUGUCAUCCAGGUGUAAAAAAUCACUUUGAAGACCGACUGAAGGAAGGAACCGCCGCACAUCACGUUGAGCGACAUUUACGCGGAGCGACGGAAGAGACGCGCACUCACCGCGCCGCGCUGCUGGAAUAACCAUUUUAAUUCCUCCAACGCGUCCUUUUCCCUUUUCCAUCUCCUCUCAACCGAAUCCCCUGCCCAUUACGCGCAAAGAUGACAUCGUCAGGCAAGGACAACAGCGGUCAUUACGCCAAUUAUGUUGGACCCUACCGCCUGGAGAAGACGCUCGGCAAAGGACAGACAGGUCUGGUGAAGCUAGGAAUCCACUGUGUCACGUGUCAGAAAGUCGCCAUAAAGAUUGUCAACCGGGAGAAGCUGAGCGAGUCUGUGCUCAUGAAGGUGGAGCGGGAGAUAGCCAUUCUAAAACUGAUAGAGCAUCCCCACGUUUUAAAACUCCAUGACGUGUAUGAAAAUAAAAAAUAUCUGUACCUGGUGCUGGAGCACGUGUCCGGGGGAGAGCUGUUCGACUACCUGGUGAAGAAGGGCCGACUAACGCCCAAGGAGGCCCGCAAGUUCUUCAGACAGAUCAUCUCCGCCCUGGACUUCUGUCACAGCCACUCCAUAUGCCACAGAGAUCUGAAACCAGAAAACCUGUUGCUGGACGAGAAGAACAACAUCAGGAUAGCGGACUUUGGCAUGGCUUCUCUGCAGGUCGGGGACAGCCUACUGGAGACCAGCUGUGGAUCUCCACAUUAUGCCUGCCCAGAGGUUAUCAGGGGAGAGAAGUACGACGGGAGGAAAGCAGAUGCGUGGAGCUGCGGGGUUAUCCUCUUUGCACUGUUAGUGGGUGCCCUGCCGUUCGACGACGACAACCUGAGGAACCUUCUGGAGAAGGUGAAGCUGGGCGUGUUCCACAUGCCUCACUUUAUCCCCCCCGACUGCCAGAACCUGCUGCGGGGCAUGAUCGAGGUGGACGCCACCAAGAGGCUUACGUUAGAGCAAAUCCAGAAGCAUACAUGGUAUCUAGCCGGGAAGAACGAGCCCGAGCCCGAGCAGCCGGUGCCCAGGAAGGUGGCCAUCAGGAUGCUGGCAGCCCUGGAGGAGAUCGACCCGGACGUCCUGGAGAGCAUGCACUCUCUGGGAUGCUUCCGGGACAAGGCCAAGCUCACCAAAGACCUGCUCUCCGAGGAUGACAACCAGGAGAAGAUGAUCUACUUCCUGCUCCUGGACCGUAAGGAGAGGUACCCCAGCCAGGAGGACCAGAACCUGCCCCCCCGCAACGAGAUAGUCGACCCGCCCAGGAAGCGCGUGGACUCCCCCAUGCUGAGCCGUCACGGCAAGCGGAGGCCAGAGAGGAAGUCCAUGGAGGUGCUGAGCGUGACGGAGGGGGGGUCCCCGGUACCGGUACGACGAGCCAUCGACAUGGCAACCCACGGACAGAGGUCCCGGUCCAUCAGCGGGGCGUCCUCCGGUCUGUCCACCAGUCCUCUCAGCAGUCCUCGGCCCGUCAGGCGGUUCUUCGUGCCCCCCCAGUCCCCCGACCUCUGCCAGUCCCCCAACUGUAGCCCCACCCACUCGCCGGGGGUCAGCCUUAACGGGGUGGGGCCUCGCGGACCCCACUACCAGCCAAAGAUGGGCUCCCCCCUCAUGCACCCCCGCACCCAGACGCUCCCGGCCAAGCCCAAAAUGUCGGAGAAGCCCCUGCAGACCACCCGCUCCAACCCCCUGCCCAGCACGGCCGGGGCCCCCGCUGCCCCCAAGUCCGAGCCCUCCACCCCGAGCCAGCCCCCGGCGCCCUGCGUCCCGGGCAGCCCCCGGGCGAGGCGCCACCCGCCCCUCACCGUGCCCCCCAAGCUCUCCAUCCCGCUGUCCCCCGUGCCCCCCAUGUCCCCGCUCCGCCGCCACCCGCCCCCGCCCCGCCGACCCCACCACCACCACCACCCUGACCACAACGGCAAAUGUCUCCCCCCCGGCGCGCAGGUGACCCCCCACCCCUCGCCGCGAGGCAGCCCUCUCCCCACCCCCAAGGGCACCCCCGUGCACACGCCCAAGGACAGCCCCGCCGGCACGCCCAGCCCCACGCCCCCGCCCAGCCCCUCCAUCGGCGGGCUGCCCUGGAGGACGCGCCUCAACUCCAUCAAGAACAGCUUCCUGGGCUCGCCGCGCUUCCACCGGAGGAAAAUGCAAGUGCCCACCCAGGAAGACAUGUCCAGUCUCACCCCGGACUCUUCUCCAGAGCUGGCGAAAAAGUCGUGGUUCGGGAACUUCAUCAACCUGGAGAAGGAGGAGCAGAUCUUCAUCGUGAUCCGGGACAAGCCCCUCAGCUCCAUCAAGGCGGACAUCGUGCACGCCUUCCUCUCCAUCCCCAGUCUGAGUCACAGCGUGAUCUCCCAGACCAGUUUCCGGGCCGAGUACAAGUCCACGGCGGGCCCCACGGUCUUCCAGAAGCCCGUCAAGUUCCAGGUGGACAUCACCUACACAGAGAACACCGGCGCCACCAAGGAGAACGGCAUCUACUCCGUCACCUUCACCCUACUGUCAGGCCCCAGCCGGCGUUUUAAGCGCGUGGUCGAGACCAUCCAGGCCCAGCUGCUGAGCUCCAUGGACCAGCCGACCGGCCAGCCCCAGAUCUCUGGCAGCCCGUUGAGUAACUUCUUUGACGUAAUUAAACAGCUAUUUUCAGACGAGAAGAACGCCCAAGCCCCCCAACCCCCCGGCCCCCCCGCUGCGCCCAGUACCCCCUCCAAGCAUGCCCCCGGCAGCAGGCCCGGCCCGCCCCCGCCCCCCCACAAUGACUCUAAAAGCCCCCCGGGCAAAGACAAAACAAAGAUGGCGGCCAACUGCAGGACACAGGAACAACCCUAG
Gadus chalcogrammus (walleye pollock) is the source of this 2941-nucleotide messenger RNA. It is a transcript of the gene brsk2b, whose product is annotated as BR serine/threonine kinase 2b. The record is from RefSeq and is a predicted model, not a curated record. The coding region runs from base 290 to 2941 and encodes 883 amino acids. The transcript is spliced from 19 exons. Gene Ontology annotation, biological process: intracellular signal transduction; protein phosphorylation; microtubule cytoskeleton organization. Gene Ontology annotation, cellular component: cytoplasm. NCBI's taxonomy places the organism in Eukaryota, Metazoa, Chordata, Actinopteri, Gadiformes, Gadidae. Gene Ontology annotation, molecular function: tau-protein kinase activity; ATP binding; protein serine/threonine kinase activity.